This is a messenger RNA of Cuscuta epithymum, 561 nucleotides long. Lineage: Eukaryota; Viridiplantae; Streptophyta; Magnoliopsida; Solanales; Convolvulaceae. The record is from the annotation of a GenBank genome assembly.
GCUCGUCUCGCUCGACUUGCACAAAUUAUUUCCCAUCAUGGACGUAAACAUGGACGAAGAGGGCAUUCUUGCUGGAGGUGAAGCAAAUACUUCAUCAACGAUUUUACAUAAUAAUGAAGGCCAAGGUUCAUGGAGGAUCAAGAGCAGAAUGAGUCAAACAACAAUUCUCAAAAGAAAAAUGUCAGAAAGCCCACUACUUUGAAGGCUUUGCUUCGUAAUCGUGCAUCUAAUCAAAAAUUUCCUAUCCAAUUUAAUAAUAGACUGAGACCAAAAGGCCCAAAUAAGAAUGCAUUUAUCAGUUUUGUGGCCCUUGAAGGAAGGCAGAGAGCGAGUAUACUUAUACCUCAAUGGGAAGAUGUUGAAGAGGGAGUUAAAAAUCAAAUUUGGGAGGCUAUCCGGGUUGUUAUUUUUUUCAUAAUAACUUUGAUUUACACUGAUUAAUAAAAAUAUAGUUGGGAUUCUGCCUAGCUAUAUUUAGGCUUCUACACAAGUAUAUUUAGGCUUCUGCUCUAAUAUCUAUGUAGCUCACCUUUGAAGUCCCCAACACUCCAUCAAUGAGAA